GGAACUUUCCAGAACGCUCGGUGAGACGCGGAGGAGCGGCGGCUACCCGAGCUGCGCCCAGCAACGCGCUCCUUCCCGCUCCCCCACAUCGGCCUCGGCCCUCUCACCGGCUGUAGAAAAUGGUGAAAGAAACCACUUAUUAUGAUGUUUUGGGGGUCAAACCCAAUGCCACCCAAGAAGAACUGAAAAAGGCCUACAGGAAACUGGCUUUGAAGUACCACCCUGAUAAGAAUCCAAAUGAAGGAGAGAAGUUUAAACAGAUUUCUCAAGCUUAUGAAGUACUCUCUGAUGCAAAGAAAAGGGAAUUAUAUGACAAAGGAGGUGAACAGGCAAUUAAAGAAGGUGGAGCUGGUGGUGGUUUUGGCUCCCCUAUGGACAUCUUUGAUAUGUUUUUUGGAGGAGGAGGAAGAAUGCAGAGAGAAAGGAGAGGUAAAAAUGUUGUGCAUCAGCUCUCAGUAACCUUAGAAGAUUUAUAUAACGGUGCAACAAGAAAACUAGCUCUGCAAAAGAAUGUGAUUUGCGAUAAAUGUGAAGGCCGAGGUGGUAAGAAAGGAGCAGUUGAGUGUUGUCCCAAUUGCCGAGGUACUGGAAUGCAAAUAAGAAUUCAUCAGAUAGGACCUGGAAUGGUUCAGCAAAUUCAGUCUGUGUGCAUGGAGUGCCAGGGCCAUGGGGAACGGAUCAGUCCUAAAGAUAGAUGUAAAAGCUGCAAUGGAAGGAAGAUAGUUCGAGAGAAGAAGAUUCUAGAAGUUCAUAUUGACAAAGGCAUGAAAGAUGGCCAGAAGAUAACAUUCCAUGGUGAGGGAGACCAAGAACCAGGACUGGAACCAGGAGAUAUUAUCAUUGUUUUAGAUCAGAAGGAUCAUGCUGUUUUUACUCGGCGAGGAGAAGACCUUUUCAUGUGUAUGGACAUACAGCUGGUUGAAGCACUGUGCGGUUUUCAAAAGCCAAUAUCUACUCUUGACAACCGAACCAUUGUCAUCACCUCUCAUCCAGGUCAAAUUGUCAAGCAUGGAGAUAUCAAGUGUGUGCUAAAUGAAGGCAUGCCAAUUUAUCGUAGGCCAUAUGAAAAGGGUCGCCUCAUCAUCGAAUUUAAGGUAAAUUUUCCUGAGAAUGGCUUUCUGUCUCCUGAUAAACUCUCUUUGCUGGAAAAACUCCUCCCUGAGAGGAAGGAAGUUGAAGAGACUGAUGAAAUGGACCAGGUAGAACUGGUGGACUUUGAUCCAAAUCAGGAAAGACGGCGCCACUACAAUGGGGAAGCAUAUGAGGAUGAUGAACAUCAUCCCAGGGGUGGUGUUCAGUGUCAGACCUCUUAAUGGGGCCAGUGAAUAACACUGCUGGCAUCUUAUGUGCAGUAGUGAAUGAGUGAAGGACUAUAAUCAUAGCUCACUACUUGCUAUUGUUUUUGUUUUAAUAUUCAACUAUAGUAGUGUUUUAAAAGUUAAAUGAAGAAUAAACUCAAAUAUAAAAAAAAAAAAAAAAAAA
Molecule: messenger RNA, 1482 nt
Organism: Mustela lutreola (European mink)
Lineage: Eukaryota; Metazoa; Chordata; Mammalia; Carnivora; Mustelidae
Product: dnaJ homolog subfamily A member 1
Exons: 1
Coding region: 120-1313 (397 amino acids)
Biological process (GO): protein refolding; response to heat
Cellular component (GO): cytoplasm; cytosol
Molecular function (GO): Hsp70 protein binding; ATP binding
Source: RefSeq, a predicted model, not a curated record